UGUCUUCACGGAACAGCCGGCUAGCUGCUGUUGUUAUAAAGAGCAUUUGUGUUUGAGUAAUUGUUUUGCAUUCAAAUGCAAACAAUGCUGUGUCAGUAGUCAUUACAUUAUAUUACAUUAAAUUCUCGCGUUAAAUGUUUUAGACAACAAAAAGUUUUGUUUGGAAAAUAAAAACAUUUUAUAGUGUUUACUAAAAUGUUCUCUAAUGGAGUAUUUCGUAUUUUGUGUAUAGUUUCCGUAAUAAUUACAUGAAAUGUUGGGAACAUUUAUUGCGUUUGUAACAUGAAUGACUCGGGUCGCGGAUACGCCCGCAUAGAAGUAAUGAGGGGCGCGCGCGGGGAACAUACCGGCAGCGCCGAAGUCACUCUGCCGCCACCCGAUAAAUAUAAUUCUGUUUAUCUGACUUUGUUUGUCUCCGGUGCUGCAUUUCUACUGCCAUUCAACAGCUUCAUCAUGGCGGUGGACUUCUUCCAGCAGAGCUACCCCAACUCAACCAUCAUGUUCGACCUCUCCAGCGUGUACAUCGGCUCAGCGUGCGUCGCUGUCUUCAUCAACAAUGUCCUCAUUGACGUAUUCACGUACAACAACAGGAUAACGUUUGGCAUAUUUCUAUCCCUGUCAACAAUGAUAGUCAUCUCCGUGUGCAACAUCGGGUGGGAGGAGUUCCCCAAGACGGUGGCGUACAACCUCAACCUGGCUGCGAUAGGGCUCGUGGCCAUCGGCUGCACCAUCCAGCAAUCAUCGUACUACGGACUCACUGGAUGCCUUCCACCUCGUUACACCCAGGCGGUGAUGGCCGGUGAAAGCGCGGCCGGCUUGUGGGUGUCGCUGGACAGAAUACUGACCAAGUUGGAGUUCAACGAGCCGCGGCGGAGCACCUUCAUGUUCUUCGUGUUCUCCAUACUGGUUCUGAUGGGACACUCGAUCCUGCAUCAGGUGAUGAUGAAGCACCCGCUGGUGUUGCACUACCUACGACUCACGGCCGAGGCCAGGGGCCGUUCGCAGCGCAUCCAGCUGAGCUUGAAUCCAACGGACGACACUCAACUGAUCGAUGGACAAGUUGAGAACACCAACUUUGGUGUGUUAAAGCUUCAAAGUCCAACUCUACCACUGAGCCCCGACGAGAACUUAGAGUUUGGAGUGUGUUACUCCAACCCCGUGUACGCUCCGAACCAACUUGCGUCUUCCGCACCACCUGCAGAAAUGACAGGAGAUGGAGUUAAAUCUACACCCGAUGUCGCUAUACUUGCACCGUCCGAAGAUACCCCUGUACUGGGCACAGAUACCCUGGCUACCGCUCCUGCAGCAUCAUCCCCUCUCAGUGGCUCCGAACCAUCACAAUCCACAUCGAGAACACCUCGCCCUUCAUACAAAGUCGAAGACGUGGUCAACGAUGGCUCCGAGAGACGAUGGACAAUUUUCCUUUACUCGCACAGGUGGGCGGUGGCUCGUACCAUCUACCCGUACAUGGUGUCUAUCGGGCUGGUUUACUUCACAACACUAAGUCUGUACCCCGGCAUCGCCGCUGAGGUUCCCUCGUGUCGGCUCGGCUCCUGGAUGGCAAUCAUCCUAAUGUCAACGUUCAAUCUAUUCGACUUCAUUGGAAAGAUAGCUGCAGCCUGGCCCUACGAGUGGAGCCGCAGCCAGCUGCUGAUGGCGAGCGGCCUGAGACUGUUUCUGGUGCCACUAUUUCUACUAUGUGCGUCUCCGAGACAGUCGCCACAUAUCGUUGGAGACAUGUAUCCAAUACUGUUCUCCGUGGCGUUGGGGUUUACCAAUGGCCUGUUUGGAUCCGUUCCGAUGAUCAUAGCGCCGUCGCGAGUCGCUAGAGAGAAUCGAGAAAUUGUUGGUAACCUGAUGACUCUGUCGUACAACGGAGGCCUGCUGACGGGGACCACCGUGUCCUACACCCUCAACAACAUGCUAGGCCCCCCCACGGCGUCUCCUUGCCGCUUCAUAUAUCCUACACCCCCCCUACCGACCAUACCUCCCUUGGUGACUACUGCAGCAUCUAAUAUUACAAUGCUCUUGAGUUCUGUGCACUAAAGAAGUUUGAUGUUCAAAUUAUUGUUAUUCAUAUUGAAAUCAUCAUAAAAUAACUUGCGUACACAAUACAAUAAACCACUUUUUAUUAUA
Molecule: messenger RNA, 2136 nt
Organism: Leptidea sinapis
Lineage: Eukaryota; Metazoa; Arthropoda; Insecta; Lepidoptera; Pieridae
Gene: Ent3
Product: equilibrative nucleoside transporter 4
Exons: 10
Coding region: 283-2046 (587 amino acids)
Biological process (GO): nucleoside transmembrane transport
Cellular component (GO): plasma membrane
Molecular function (GO): monoamine transmembrane transporter activity; nucleoside transmembrane transporter activity
Source: RefSeq, a predicted model, not a curated record